This is a messenger RNA of Morchella sextelata, 260 nucleotides long. RefSeq lists its product as uncharacterized. The record is from RefSeq and is a predicted model, not a curated record. Lineage: Eukaryota; Fungi; Ascomycota; Pezizomycetes; Pezizales; Morchellaceae. The annotation marks the transcript as partial. The transcript has a single exon.
AUAGAGCUCUACCUACCCUUCAACUAACUAUAAUCUCACCGACGACAACCGCACUUGCACUUGCGCCUUACACCUUACCUUACACACCCGACCAGUACGUACGAUACAUCUUCGAUUCGCCAACAAUCAGCAAAAGUAAAAAAAUCGAUCUCCCGGGUCCCGCGAGCGCAACUGUUCCGAUUCGGUGCGACGUCGACAAGAGACGGACCGUAGCGAUGGGUGUCCCGGCGCGGCCGGGGAGGUAUGGGCUCUUGCCCUAG